AUGGGGAAAAUGUUAACUGGCAAAAGAAAAGUCUUAUCUUCAGGUCUUGUCGCUGUAGAAAUGCUGUUAGGAUGGACCUUAAUGUCUUCAGUAAUUGAGUACCAUAUUCAAAAAUGUGAAAGAUUUGAAAAAUCUUUGAAGAAAAGACUUUUGGAGAGUUUCUACAUUGAUAAUGUCGUUACUAGUGUCGACAGUAAAGACCAAUUAGAUCGAUUCAUCGACAAUUCUAAAACCUUGAUGGCAAAAGGUGGUUUUGAUCUUAGAGAAUGGGAAUGGUCUGGCGACUGUGAAACUAAUUCAAAGGAAGAAACUCAGGUAUUAGGUCUUAUUUGGAAUAAGAAAUUAGACACUUUGAAAAUUAACAUGAAAUGGCUGGAUGACAUUAAUGUGGAAAAAUUAACUAAAAGGAGUAUGUUAUCUACAGUACAUAAAGUAUUUGAUCCUUUUGGAUUCACUGCACCAGUGAUGCUUUGUCCAAAAAUAAUGCUACAAAAGGCAUGGAAAUUAGGUACAAGUUGGGAUGAAGAAAUAACUGGUGAGCUUCGUAAAGAAUUUCUACAGUGGUUUCAAGAACUUAAGCAUUUGUCUGAUAUACAGAUUCCUAGGUGUGUUCAAGCAUCUUCAAAAGAUAUAAGUAACUGCACUUUUCAUACGUUUGUUGAUGGAAGCAAAGAUGCAUAUGCUGCUGUUACAUUCCUUAGAAUAGAAAAUAAUGGUCGAAUCGAGCUAUUUCUACUUGCAGCGAAAUUUCGAGUGGCUCCUUUAAGAGGCACAACUAUCCCAAGAAUGGAACUUCUUGCGGCGGUGAUUGGAGCGAGGCUAGCGAAUUCAGUUGUUGAAGCUCUUGGUUGGAAAAAUGUUACGAUAUAUUACUGGAGUGAUUCUACAACAGUGCUUGCAUGGAUAUUACGGGAAGAAAAUUGGCCUGUCUUCGUUAGGAAUAGAGUUCAAGAGAUAAGGAAGUUGAGUAAUCCUACAUCAUGGAGACACAUACCUGGUGAUAAGAAUCCGGCAGAUUUACCUUCCAGAGGCUGCAAGGCAAAACAUCUAGUCUCCCUAAGAUGGUGGGAGGGUCCACAAUGGAUGAAAAAUGCUUUUCAAUUUCAAAACAUUAUGGGUUCCUCCAACCAUGAUUGGAAUGAAGAAGAGAUUAGAAAGGAAAAGUCUAAGACGACUUAUAUAUUAUCAAAUAAUGAAGCCUGUGGUGUUGCAAACUGGUACUACAGAUAUUUUUCGAACUAUGAUAGAAUAGUUCGUCUUGUUGCAUGGAUCCUCCGCUUCAAGAACAACUGUAAAAAUAUAACUGAGAAGAAGCAUGAAGAAAAGAGAUUAAAAACCCUACAAGUAUUUAAAGACGAUAUUGGCAUCAUCCGUUUGAAAACUAAAAUUAUUUAUCGCAAGGACAGUGAAGAUUUUCUUAAACCUAUUGUUCUUCCUCCGGAGCAUGAAGUGGUAAAACGGUUAAUCUAUAAUGCUCACGUUAAGAACUGUGAUGCUGGAGUCCAGAUACUAUUGAAUGCACUUAGAGAAAAGUACUGGAUCCUAAAUGGAAGAAAAGCGAUAACUGGCGUUUAUAUGGCUGGACCUUUAUUCCUUAAAGAAGACAAGAAGAGCUGGGUUCUGAUUUUUACUUGUGCAGUGUACAGAGCAGUUCAUUUCGAGCUUGUUACUGCUGCAUCGACCGAUGUUUUUUUAAUGGCGUUUAGGAGAUUUGUUUCUCGCAGAGGAAGAUGCACAACAAUAUACUGCGAUAAUGGUUCCAAUUUUGUUGGAGCAGCCAACUAUUUAAAACAACUGGAUUGGAACCGUAUCCAAAAAUAUGGAGCAAUAUAUUGA
This is a messenger RNA of Argiope bruennichi, 1836 nucleotides long. RefSeq lists its product as uncharacterized. The transcript is spliced from 4 exons. The record is from RefSeq and is a predicted model, not a curated record. Lineage: Eukaryota; Metazoa; Arthropoda; Arachnida; Araneae; Araneidae. Bases 1 to 1836 code for a protein of 611 amino acids. Gene Ontology annotation, molecular function: nucleic acid binding.